Messenger RNA from Oppiella nova, 477 nucleotides. NCBI's taxonomy places the organism in Eukaryota, Metazoa, Arthropoda, Arachnida, Sarcoptiformes, Oppiidae. The record is from the annotation of a GenBank genome assembly.
GGAGGAAAAGUAGUCCAAAAGCGAGUGAAUAAUCUAAAAGAAUUGAUCGGAAAGUAUGAUAUAGUAAUCAAUUGUAUGGGCGUUGAGGCCAACAAAUUCGGUGACGAUAAGGGCGUGUAUCCAAUCCGGGGUCAGGUAUACCGAGUGAAUGCCCCGUGGAUUAAACACGGAGUGAUGGCCGGCGACCACUAUAUCCUUCUAAACAGUGAGACAGUGGUGUUGGGCGGCACCAAACAAAAGGGUGAUUGGAAUCGAGAUGUUUAUGUCAAAGACAGUGAAGAUAUAAUGGAUGGAUGCGCUCAACUGGUGCCGAGUGUCAGAACCGCUCCAAUCAUGAGCGAAUGGGUCGGUUUGAGACCCGGAAGAGAUUCAGUUAGGCUCGAGACAGAAGUGAUUAGCAAUUGGGGUAAGAAAUUGCAUGUCGUCCACAACUAUGGACACGGAGGGUCGGGCGUUACACUCUCGUUAAACAAUUGA